This is a messenger RNA of Peromyscus californicus insignis, 3370 nucleotides long. It is a transcript of the gene Nadk2, whose product is annotated as NAD kinase 2, mitochondrial. The record is from RefSeq and is a predicted model, not a curated record. The coding region runs from base 164 to 1516 and encodes 450 amino acids. Lineage: Eukaryota; Metazoa; Chordata; Mammalia; Rodentia; Cricetidae. Gene Ontology annotation, molecular function: NAD+ kinase activity. The transcript has 13 exons. Gene Ontology annotation, biological process: NAD+ metabolic process; NADP+ biosynthetic process. Gene Ontology annotation, cellular component: mitochondrion.
CCCCCACCCCCGGUCCUCGCCGGGGCUCCCCGGCCGCGCCAGCGUCUGGGCACGUUCCCCGCUAGUGACGCGUUCCACGCAGGUUCCCCGCACUUAACCUCUGCGCGCCCGGCGCGGGGCUGGCGGCGGGGAGUGCGAGCCUGCAGCCGCAGCCCCGCGGACCAUGACUUGCUACCGGGGCUUCCUGCUGGGCAGCUGCCGGCGCGUGGCGGGCGGCCGGGCGGCUCUGCGGGGCUCGGGCGCGGACGGACGGCGGCCCCUGGGGCACGGGCAGCCGCGCGAGCUGGCGGGCCGUGGCAGCCCCGCCGACGGCGGCUUCCGCCCCUCGCGGGUGGUGGUGGUGGCGAAAACCACCCGCUACGAGUUCGAGCAGCAGCGGUACCGCUACGCCGAGCUCUCGGAGGAGGACCUGAAGCAGCUGCUUGCACUGAAAGGCUCCAGCUACAGUGGACUACUUGAACGACAUCAUAUUCACACCAAAAAUGUAGAACAUAUAGUUGAUAGUUUACGGGAUGAAGGGAUUGAGGUUCGUCUAGUCAAGCGGAGGGAGUACAAUGAAGAAGCUGUUGGAUGGGCAGAUGCUGUCAUAGCGGCAGGAGGUGAUGGCACGAUGCUUCUGGCAGCGAGUAAAGUUUUGGACAGACUUAAACCUGUCAUUGGGGUCAACACUGAUCCGGAACGGUCUGAAGGUCAUUUAUGUCUGCCUGUUCGAUACACACAUUCCUUCCCUGAAGCCUUACAGAAGUUCUCUCGUGGUGAGUUCAGGUGGCUAUGGAGGCAGCGUAUCAGGUUAUAUCUGGAAGGGACUGGCAUAAACCCCAUUCCUGUGGACCUUCAUGAACAGCAGCUGAGUUUCAAUCAGCACAGCAGAGCCUUUAACGUCAAAAGAGCUGAUGACGGAAGCUCCGAGGCUUCUGGACCUCAGCUUUUGCCAGUGAGAGCACUGAAUGAAGUCUUCAUUGGGGAGAGUCUGUCAUCCAGAAUGCCUUAUUGUUGGGCUGUAGCAGUGGACAAUUUAAGAAGAAGUAUACCCAAUCUAAAGGGACUGGCUUCCUACUAUGAAAUUUCAGUUGAUGAUGGCCCCUGGGAAAAGCAGAAGAGUUCAGGGCUCAAUCUGUGUACUGGAACAGGAUCAAAGGCCUGGUCAUUCAAUAUCAACAGGGUUGCAGCUCAGGCUGUUGAAGAUGUUUUAAAUAUUGCAAGACGACAAGGAAAUCUGACUCUUCCGUUGAACAAAGACUUGGUAGAAAAAGUAACGAAUGAAUAUAACGAAUCAUUGCUCUACAGUCCCGAAGAACCAAGAAUACUUUUCAGUAUUCGAGAGCCGAUAGCAAACAGAGUUUUCUCAAGCAGCCGCCAGCGAUGUUUCUCCUCAAAAGUUUGUGUCCGUUCUCGAUGUUGGGAUGCCUGCAUGGUUGUGGAUGGAGGAACUUCUUUUGAGUUUAACGAUGGAGCCAUUGCUUCGAUGAUGAUCAAUAAAGAAGAUGAGCUUCGAACUGUGAUUCUAGAACAGUAAAGGAUUUCCUCAGAAGACAGAUUUGAUUACUAGAAACAUAUUUUUUUUUCUGCAGAUACAGAUGACCAGCCAUAAACCUCCCUUAUUUUGGUUUGUACCAAGACUGGAGUCAAAGGUGGAGACUAAAGUGGGAUCCAUGUGCUGUUCUGUUCCAUUUUGAUAGUCAAAAACUGUUCACCAUAUGAGAAAUGAUGGACUAAAUGGAUUAGAAUUAUGUUGGUGAAGCUUCUAUAUUACUUACAGUUGGUAACCAAGAGUAUUGAUAUUCUUUAUAGAGAGGAAGGUUAAAUAAAAGUUAAGUAUUUAGGAUUUCAAAUUUAACUGUACAAGCAUUUUGGUUUUUUUUUUUUUUUUCCUAACUUUGUGGAAUUGGCUGUGUGUCAUUUGAUUAGUGUAUUAUUUUUAUAGCACCUAAAAGUAAAGAUUUUUAAAAAUUUUGAUGAUGGAGAAUUUUGAUAAAUCAUGAUGUUGACCUAACUGCAGUUGGUAAAUGUGUUUUUGUAAAUGUUAAGAAUUUUCUAAUUCUAGGAAAUAAUGAUGAAAUCACUAUCGAUUGAAAAAAUUGAAUCCUUUUAAAAAUUAUUUGUAGAUGAAUUCUGACUUCUUUGGGUUAAUGUCGCCAAUGCUAGAUGAAAUACAUCUGUUGGGACAAAUCAUAAUGUCCUUGUAAAUGUAUUAAUUUUCCCAUAGCAAUUGUUGGUCAGACUUUUUUUUGAAAAAUAAAGAGUCCAGUAGUCCCUUUCCUAUUUUUGAAUCUCUAGUCUGAACUCAAGGAUUAUAAGGAGUUUGGUGAAAUGCUCAAACCUUCCUUUAGUUUUGGAGAAUUGGACUCUUUAGUAAACACAUGAGACGUAGUUCGGGAAUUGCCUGACUUUAGUGUUGUGGUUUUCAUUCAUGUAUUCUGAAUUUUAAAUAGUAGCUUUGGAGGACAGAACCUCAGAGCUCUCCACUCCCUGUAUGAAAACCACUGUAGUUUGGAAGGAAAGUGUUGUCAUUUAAUUCUUGAUCUCCUUAAAAGAAACUAGUUUCCACAAGAAGCUGCCAUUGCUAAAUGAAAUGGUGUUCUCAUGCCACUUACUCAGAGUUGUAGACUUGUCACUUGUUGGUGAAAUUGGCUUUUCAUUGACAGUAUUUAUUAAAGUCUCAUUCUGUGCCAUCUAUCACCACAUGUCAUAUAGUGAAGUGUUGGAAUGACACUGGAAUAGACUGUUAAUGGAACUGGGGCCUAGUGAGCUCAAGCUGAAAGCUAGGAUGCAGUAUCAGAUCAGAUGCUUUUAGCUUGCCAAACUCAACAUGUUGCUCUUAAUUAAAAAAAUUAAUGUCAAUGUGCAAGGCGAUCUAGGUCUGUCUAGGUUUUGUUGUUUAUCCAGAAUGUGUUCCCUAAGAGUAUCUGCAGGAGGAAAUGUGUUAGUGUUUUUGCUGAGCCAAGUCUAAUGUCUAGUAUAAUUUUUAAAAAAGACGAUAUAUUUAAGAUACCACUUUAUAUGGAAGUUAAAUUCCAUACUAUAGAAAUUCCCCUAAAAGGUUUUAAAGUACUUUGUUAGGAAAAAAAUGCCACUCCUGUCCUUACUAUAUCCAGGAAAUCUGGUUGUCCAUGAUUCACCACAGAUCUAUUAAUAUGUCCCAUUAACUGGUAACUAGCUGUGUGGAACUGUUCAUAAGCAACACUUGGAAAGAUACUAAAAUUAUUGACUGCUCCAUUUGCAAUCUAAUUUCUGCUCUGUGGCAGGAGGGGAUUUAUUUGUAAUAGAUGAAUGGCAAAGGAUGUUGGCGUGUCAAAUGUCUUUUUGAAUGGGUUAAUCUUUAAUGACCACUGUAUGCAAAUAAAAUUAAACCAUUGUCCGUUUUUUUUUA